GCUCUGCUAGCGCAGAGCCAUUUAUACUAAGCUAACGGUUUAGCACUGCUGACCUCCGUCUUUGCGGGGUUUAUUUCCCGGGUUAGUUGUUGUACGACAGUUAGCUUCAAGAUGGCUUUGUUGACGCCAUUAUUCGCUUUUCUGUACCAUCUACCGCAGGUGUACAAGUGGCUGCUGAAGCCAUAUUACGUAGCAUCUCUCUUCAUGUCUGUAGCAUUUCUAGCUGUCCGCAAGACGCCCGGCAUCUGUGACCGUCUGGCCACACAGCGAGAAGACGGCAACUCCUGCGACUUCGACUGGAGAGAGGUGGAGAUCCUCAUGUUCCUCAGUGCCAUCGUGAUGAUGAAGAACCGCCGGGCGAUAACUGUGGAGCAACGUGGCAACAUCAUCCUGUUCAGCAAAGGCAAUGUGAUCCUGUUCUUCAGACUGGACAUCAGGAUGGGGCUGCUCUACCUGACGCUCUGCAUAGUGUUUUUGAUGACCUGUAAGCCUCCUCUGUACAUGGGACCCGAGUACAUCAAAUACUUCAGUGACAAAACUAUUGAUGAUGAACUGGCGAGAGACGGCCGUGUGACGUGGAUCGUCGAGUUUUUUGCCAACUGGUCUCCAGAGUGCCAGUCCUUCGCUUCUGUGUACGCUGAUCUCUCUCUCAAGUAUAACUGUGCUGGCCUAAAGUUUGGCAAAGUGGACAUUGGACGCUAUGGAGAGGUUCCAAAAGUACAAGGUGUCAGCAUCUCCACUCUCAAGCAGCUUCCAUCAUUGGUGCUGUUCCAAGGAGGGAAGGAAGUUAUGCGGCGCCCUCAGGUGGACAAGAAGGGCAGGGCUGUGUCAUGGAGCUUCACUGAGGAGAACAUCAUCCGAGAGUUCAACCUGAACGAACUCUACCAGAAGUCCAAGAAGCUCAGCAAGACCAGAGGAGACAAGGUCAGCCAAUCCCAGUUCCCCCCAGUGCCCGAGGAGGAGGAGCCAGAGCAGCAGGGAGUUGAAGCCCAGGGGGUGGAGUCUGAAUCCAAGAAGGACAAAUAGGACCAUUUGUAUUACUCACACUGGACUUGUUAAUGGAAUCUGUGGGUCCACUGUGGGUCAGCUAGCUCCUCCUCCACCUUUGUCUUCAUGCUCCUCUUCAGAGUGUUCUGUUUACUUGUGAAUCAGGCCCCGCCCCUUUCC
This is a messenger RNA of Maylandia zebra (zebra mbuna), 1167 nucleotides long. The record is from RefSeq and is a predicted model, not a curated record. NCBI's taxonomy places the organism in Eukaryota, Metazoa, Chordata, Actinopteri, Cichliformes, Cichlidae.